AGCGUCGCGGGGCUGGACGAGGGCCCGUGCGCCCGCCUUCGUCCUCCCUCUCCGUCUGCUUCAGCAGGCGGAGCCCGCACUUCCGCGGGGCGGAGCCCGUCCAGUGCUGACGUUGGCAGCCGAACCCGAAGUAGUUCGAGGCUACGGACAGCGCUGCCCGGUGGUUGCGUUGCAUUUCCUUCCUCUUUCACUCCACGCUCCCGGCGGCGGCCAGAGCGGCGGUGCAAGACUAUCCCGGCGGCCUGCUGUCGUCCCGCGCGCCCGCCUCUCGGCCGGCCAGUCCGGCGUCGUCAGUCGGCGCCCCGCGCCCGGCUAGCGCUCGUCUAGCCCAGGCCCAGCGGCCGGAGCUAGCGCCCCGCCUGAGAGCCUCCAAGCUCCGGCGGCGCAGGCACCAGGAGCAGAGCGUCGCGGCGGCCCAAGGAGAGGCGAGCGAGCGCGUCCAAGGGGUGGCUGGGGCAGGUGGUGGCGCCGCGAAGAUGGUCGCCAAGCAGCGAAUCCGUAUGGCCAACGAGAAGCACAGCAAGAACAUCACCCAGCGCGGCAACGUCGCCAAGACCUCGAGAAAUGCUCCCGAAGAGAAGGCGUCUGUAGGACCCUGGUUAUUGGCUCUCUUCAUUUUUGUUGUUUGUGGUUCUGCAAUUUUCCAGAUUAUUCAAAGUAUCAGGAUGGGCAUGUGAAGUGACUGACCUUAAGGUGUUUCCAUUCUCCUGUGAAUUUUAACUUGAACUCAUUCCUGAUGUUUGAUACCCUGGUUAAAAACAAUUCAGUAAAGCAUCCUGCCUCAGAAUGACUUUCCAUAUCAUCCUUCAUUUGUCAUUCCAAGGUUUCUUCACGAGUCAUUCCAAGUUUUCUAGUCCAUACCACAGUGCCUUGCAAAAGCACCACAUGAAUAAAGCAAUAAAAUUCGAUUGUUAAGUUACAGUAGUGGACCCUACUUAUUCAGUCAGUAAAGAGUAAAUUUUUUUUAAUGUGGUUAUUAAAACAGUAUCCAGUAUAGAUAAUUAGAUUAAGUCUAUGUAGACAGGGUCUAGAUUUUGUUAACCCUAAUGUGUAAAUGCAAUUAGCUUAAUUUAAAAUUUGGAGUUUGGUUUUUAUAUAGCUAGGCACUUUAUUACUGUAUCUUGAAUUGAAAGCACACUCCCAUAUAAGGUCAUGUAACUGUCCUGUAAUAAAGUGCUUUUAAUGGAACAACUACACAGCCUAGUUUUUCCAUAAUCUUCAGCACCUAAAUUUUUUAAAAGCUUCUAAAUGCUUAAUACAAAGGGAGAUGCUUAUAGCUACAACAUCUAUUUUAACAGUAUUAUUUCUGUUACUCUACCUUGGAUUUUGCAUGAGUAAAUUAUACUAACCUGAAAUGCCAUAACAAAACAACUUGAUUGAGCAUUUUGUAACUUAAUGAGUUUCAUUUUCCCUAAAAGCUACCAUGGUGGAGUAAAAUCAGGGAAAGUUUAUGUCACCAUUGAUUUCACCAGAAUUACUUUAAUAUAUCAAAGGGGUCUACUGUGCUAGACAACAUUUUAGGGAAAAAUACUACUAAAACUGGGUGUCUCAUCAGGACAUACUGAUGAGUCCAAUGUGCCAUAAGACAUCUUAGCACAUUAAUAGCACUUUUAAUACCAAAAAAGGCACAUCAACUAAAAAGUUACUUAGUGUUUGGAAAUAAUUUUCUAGAUUUAUGAUUAAAAUUUUGUUAGGGUACUAGAUACAUCAGACUGAAGUGCCCUCUGGAAGUAAAUGGAUUUACUGAUAAGGAUGUCUUUAUAGUCUUCCCUUUGUUGUAUAAUUUUAUAGGUUAUGAUUGAUCAAAGUUUCUUUUUACUAAUGGUAAGGGUGAGAAGGCAGGUUUUGGGUUUUCUGGUACUGUUGAAAAUUGUAAGUUUUGGCUAUUUAAAUACUUAGUCAUAACUUGAUUUAAAAAAAAAAUAAAGUCUGAGAGGUGUCUCUGUAUCAAUGAAUUGGAAAGAAAGCUGCUCGUUUGCUUUGUUAAUUGCCUCAGGAUAUCUCUUUUAAAAUAAGCUGUUUUAAAAGAACAGAAGGGAAGUCUGCUACCUAAUACACAGUGUGAACCUCAGAGCUUCUGAUACCCCUAAAUGUAGGGGGAGAAUGAGGGAGAGGAGCAGUUAAGAAUGUUUAGGAAUUUAACUACUCAAGAAUAGGAAAGGAAUCAGCCGACCUUGGACCAGCAGGUUUUUAUCUGCAUUGUUACCUGCCUUUCUCACCCAGGAAAUCAACCCUGUACUUGUUUCCUUCUUUGAAGCCAGUGUCUUGGUUGACUAAUUCUAUUUUAUUGUAACUUUAAAAAUGAAAGUUACUGUUCUAAAUUUAUAGCAGGUGCCUUAUUCUUUGCUUUGAGUCAAACCAUUCCAUAUUAGAAUUUCCCCUGGUUUACUUUAGAUAAUUGGCUUUAAGAUGUUAGGGUUUGGGUUUUUUUAAAUUGUACAAUGUAUUAAUUUGACUGUUAAAUUGCUAUAGCUAGCAAUCAUUUUACAUAUGUAAAGUUGCAUUCCCUUUGUAUUUCAUGUGUAAUUUCCUAAUUGAGAACAUUUUAUAUUAAGGAUGGAUUAUGCAUGUUUGGGUCAAUGAAAGCUAUGUCUUAUUUGAUUUAUCCUUUAAAAAUAAAGUUCCCUGAAUAUUUGAUGCCUUCUAAAAGGAAAUGAUUUUACAGAUGUCUUACCGGAGUGUACUUUUUGUAGUUAAUAGAAAAUUAUUUUAAAGAAUGCCUAGUAUUAUGUUGUACUUGAGUUAAAAUAAAUAGUACCCAGAGACACAGAUUAAAAGUUCAUAACUGGGAAUAAGUAGCAAGAAAUACAUUAAAAGCACAGUGAAUUAAAUACUUCCUUUCCUAGGAUUUACCCUCAUCUCAUUAUCCAAGUCUCAUUCAAGGAAAAAUAGUUCUUUCAAAUCUCCCUUUUCCAGUCGAAUUUUAUGUCAUCCAAUGUUGAACACAGUAUGAUAAUAUUGAGGGGUUGUCUACAUUAUCCAAUUACUCUUUGUCAUUUACCUUUAACAUUUCAAGGAGUUGUCAAUGAUUUCAUUGUAUCUGUUGCGUUGUAUAUAAUGUUACUCAAAAUAAUUGGGCUUCCAAAAUAAGGAAAGCUUUUCACUGUAACAGGAUGUAUUGUAAUGGGCUUUGACUUACAUCAAAGAAGUGUGUAUCUUCAGCUGUGGGGCCACAGCUCUUCUCACUGAGGUUACUGGGGUUUUGCUGGCACAAAGGAAUAUCAUGGAGAUCUGGAUUGUGUUCUUGGGAGGUUCAUCAUCAAAAUUUUAUUGCUCAUAAAGCAUCUGUAAAAUUUAGAGCAUCAAAUUUUCCACUAGAAAUUGUUUUGACAUUUGAUUUGUCAUUACCUACCUUUUUAGUUUUUUAACUUACUGUUUUAGGUGCAAACCAGAACUUCCAAGAAGCAGGAGUUGGGUUCAACAGCAAAUUCUGUGUCACUCCCUUAGAGAAUCAUUUCCUGUCAGAACUUUAUCCCACUCUAGCUACUUGUACUGCUUUAUCUUCAAGUUGAAUUAGGACACAAAUGUCCUAAUUUGAAAACAGUACUAAUGAGCAAUAAAAGGCUAGAAGCCAAGCUGAAGGGGAAAACUCAACCGUCUGGACUUAGUUAAUUCAAAGUAAAUUCAUGUAUAGCACAGAAUCCUAAAGAUAGAAAGGACAUGGGCAGUUUAGUCCAACUGCCCCAAUUUACAGAUAAAAAAUUCAUUUAUUCAGUGAAUAUUGAGUUAUGUGCCAGAUAUGGAGUUACAGCUGUGAAUACAGAGUCCCAGCACUCAAGUAUCUUUCAGUCCAGUAGUAGGGGAAAAGACCAUAAAAUGAAGACCAUAAUUGUGGUCAGUUAUUUCAAAAGGAAAGUAAAACCAGAUAAAUGGUGUCCACUCUCACAGAGCUAGUUGAGGUAGAGCAGAAACUAGAACCAAGAUUUCCAGACUCAACUGUACCCUAGAGAAACCGUAGGAAUGAUUGCAGAACGUCCACACAGAACACUUCUGUUUUCAUGAACUCAUUACUUCUGCUUUUAGAAAAACUCGUAAUUUUCAAAAUUUUUGCAUGUUGCCAA
Molecule: messenger RNA, 4061 nt
Organism: Neomonachus schauinslandi (Hawaiian monk seal)
Lineage: Eukaryota; Metazoa; Chordata; Mammalia; Carnivora; Phocidae
Gene: SERP1
Product: stress associated endoplasmic reticulum protein 1
Exons: 3
Coding region: 477-677 (66 amino acids)
Biological process (GO): endoplasmic reticulum unfolded protein response
Cellular component (GO): endoplasmic reticulum
Source: RefSeq, a predicted model, not a curated record